UCCCGGAGCUCUUCCGGGUACGGAAACCCACACUUCCUCCUGACAACACGCAUUCCCAAGAAAACAUCCUGGAUAGCGGAUAUCGCGCCGUGCUGCUUGUGAGUGUAAACUCGCGGUGGAAGACGGAAGAUGACCAGAUACUAUCGACAUAGGUGGUUUUAGACGAAGAGAUGUCAGAGAAAAUGCACAAGUCUGUGAUGUUCCAAUUUCAUUUGUCUUCCAGCUGUUGUUCACAAUUGGAGAUAUAGAGCAUUGACAAUCUUCACACUGACUCUUGAAUAAACGAGAUAUUAAGAAAGCGAUUUUGAAUCUGGAAAAAAUGUGGCCGUAUUUUUCUGCAAUUGCUUUUAUUUUUAUUGCGCAGGAGAUCAACGGAGAGCCACAUACGCGUCCAUCCUCAGCGUCGCAGCUGAAUUCAACAUUACCCCCUCAAGAGGAUUCAUUAUACAAUUCUACAGAUGCAAUGGUUGGAUCUCGCAUUUCUACCAUUUUAAGGGAUCUUCCUACCAUCAAGAAUAUUUCGAUUUUCAUCUGCGUACUAACAACCUUGCUUAUCACGUGCCUUGUCAUAAAAAUAUGCAGAUCUGGAAAGAAGAUAAGAAAAACGCGAAAGUAUGACAUUAUCACAACUCCCGCCGAGCGCGUCGAGAUGGCACCUUUAAAUGAAGAAAAUGACGACGAUGAUGAUGACUCAACCCUGUUCGAUGUCAAAUACAGGUGAAUUACAUUGUGCACAUCAUUGUUGAAAAACACCUGGAAACCCCUUUGUGAGCUCAUCCGUACUGGAAAUGUUCUCCCCGCACCUUUGUUUUUGAUCAUCUCCCCAGAGCCUAUAGAAACCCUAGUGGAACAAGUUGUCAAAAUAAAACAAAUAUUUUGAGGUAUAUUCAUCUGUCCUGACAUAACAAACCUAACUUUCAAGCCUUGAGAAAUUAAGUAGAGGGUUUUUUUAUACUCUAAAGAUUUAAGAGACAAACGUUGUCCUCUCUGAUUAUAUAUUCCCUGAAUGCUCUAAAUAUUGCACUUCUGUUUCUUGUGGUGUUUUUCUUUUUACCCUAAAAGCAUUCCAGUAGUUUGUAGAAAGUCAUAUGCAUAAAUUCCCAUGAAUGUUCAACAAUUCACAUAUAAACAUGAUCACAUUGAAGCUUUUUCGAAGUAAUAUUUUUGUAGCAGUAAAAACAUUUGAGUAAAAAAAAAAAAAGGUAAAUGCUAAAAGUUGUGUCAUGGAUAGACAAAAGAAAAGUUAUCAUAUGUCAUUUGAUUGUUGAUGUUAAAUGGAUAUGUUUAUGUUCCAAUACUGAAAAUGUUGCUUCCUUUACUAUAUAGUAUACUGUUUGUAUAUAUGUUGUAUGCAAAUCUUUCCUCAGAAAUAGGUUAUUUUUGGAAAACAAAACUUUUUUUUAUUUAAUAAGAGUAAUAUGUUUCAAACCUCCCUAUAUUUUGAGAAUAUUAUGUAUCUACUAACCACUAAUUGUGCAUAUUUACUGUAUAAGUGUUGAAUGUAUGUGUGAUAGAGGAAGUGUGUGGUUGGGAGUAUAUUGUUGCCAUAUUGCUGCUCUCUGAGAUUGAAGAUUUUUAUUGUGUCGCUUAUACUAAGGCACAUCAAAAUAGCACACAAAAUUAGAUGCAAUUUAACUUGUUUUUACAGUGGAAAACUGCAGUGCCACAUGCCAUAGUGUUUAAACACUUAUUUAGCUGUUAUCCUAUAAAAUAAUCUUCCCCAGACGCACCAGAUUUAGAGCAGCACUGUUUUGGAAGUAUAUUGAUGUAAGGUAUGAUAUGACUUUUCAUUAAACCCAGUGUCACUAUAUUAUCAUUAUAAGGGAUGGCCAAUGUGAAGGACUUGUGUCAGAUCUCUAUCUGUCAAUACGAAUGCUUAUUCAGUAAUUUUACGGCGUAGCUGUUCUUGUUUGAGUUGAAGCAAGAUAUGUGAUGUAAGAAGAAAUGAAUUCUCUCUCCCUCUAUAAUUCCAAAUGCCCAAAAUGUUUCAUACAAUACAAAAUUCAUGCUGUGUAAUUUUGCACUGCUCCAAAGUAAAGAAACAUUUCUUUUUAUGAAAAAGUAUUAAAUGUGAAGAUAAAACUUACAUGCGCCGUUGUCUCUGGUGUUAUUUUGUUUCUUAGGUUUUUUUAUUUGACAAUUGGGUGUUCUGCAGUGAUUGGAAAUUUAAAACAUCUUUGAAAAUAUAUUGAUAAAACCUUCUAGUUUUUUCUAAAAUGGGGCCAGUUGCAUAAACAUAGCCAUCAAUUUAUGACUCAUCUAACAAGUAGUCUGACUAGCUAAAGAUGCAAUAGAAAGCCUUUAGCAUAAAACAAGCUCACAGUUGUCUUUUGACAAGAAGUCUAAUUCACAUUGUAUUGUGGAAGUUAGGACACUGAACAGCUUAAAAAAGUGGCCAACUGUAAACACUCAAUGCAGUUUCCUUCGCUGAAAAUAUUUGCUUAUUAGAGGAAUACAAUGAAUUAAAAUGUAUUCUAAUGAACAAAUUUAGUGAUUUUAACAAAAACAUAAGGCAUUUUGUGACAAUCGUAGAAUUUAAAGCCUUCUACAAAGUCUCAACUGAAGUCUCUACUGGAUCAGUUAUUUUCCAAGGCAACAUAGAAAGUAAAGAGAAGUUACCAUAGGGGUGUGCUUUCUUUGGUCUUAAAUUAGUUUUUAUGCAACUGACUGAAAAAGUUUACCAACAUUUUAGAUGACUACUAGUAAAUCUAGUCUAAAAAAGGUUUUAUGUAACCGGCCCCUGAUAUGUUUGCUAGUUUGAACAUUGGACAGUAAGAAAAUAUAAAAGUAGUCAUUAUAUCGCCGACCAAAUUACUUUCUGAAGAUAGUCAUCUUGACAAUUGUAAAACAUUUGUUUCUGACUUGUACAAAAUGUUAAUGUACUUUUCAUAGUUAACAAAAAUAAAUACAUGAAAUCUUAAUCCAGCAGCAUAUUUAGGAACUGGUUUGAGCUGUAAUGUGAGUUGGCAUUUAAGCUCUGUCCCGU
This is a messenger RNA of Xyrauchen texanus (razorback sucker), 2986 nucleotides long. RefSeq names its product family with sequence similarity 174 member B (gene fam174b). The record is from RefSeq and is a predicted model, not a curated record. Bases 320 to 721 code for a protein of 133 amino acids. The transcript has 3 exons. Lineage: Eukaryota; Metazoa; Chordata; Actinopteri; Cypriniformes; Catostomidae.